AUGGGUGCAAGACGUCUGAACAACGAAAACGUGGCCAGUGGACCCAGCCAACCCAUCACAUACGUCAAGGAUGUCCUCUCCGCCGUCCAGUCCAGACCCAGGCAGACCGCCCCCGGCGCCAUCCAAGCAACAAGGAAGCGUGUCCUCGGCGAAAAGACCAUCGUCCAUGUCUCGUCUUCUUCCAACACAAACAAUUCCAACAAUAACAUCAACCCAAGCGCGUCCGAUAAAGAGAAUGGUGGAAGUAGUGGCAGCAAGGCUUCGCGACCUCCAUCCAAGAAACAGCCUCUCCAGACACAUGGUAUCCCAAUGGUCCCCGUAAGGACAUCUGUUGCUGCCCCAUCCUCCGUCUCCUCAACCUCCUCCACAUCAAACCAUAUCUCAGCCACAUCAUCAUCCAACACCACCACAUAUGUCCCUGCCUCGGGCGCAGCCAGGAAACCAUUGCAGGAGAGAAUUCCCGUCGCCAACCAACAGGACAAAAUCUCUCUCCACCAACAAGAAAAGCCACAUGUUAUUGUCAAGAAGGAACCCGGCACUGGGUCGAAGUCGUCUCUACAGAAUAUCAUGCGCCAUAUCGAGUAUGAUCAAUUGCGGACUGUGAAGUCCGAACCUGACCAUGUUAAGCUGGAGCGAACUGCAGCAAAACGGCCAGCAGAGGACUCGCUACUACACGGAGUGAUGCACAAGCUGGAAUGCGAUGACGAUGCGGAAUUGGCACGCAAUCAUGAGACGGAAGAGGAAAUGAAGAGGCCUAAAAGGGAAGAACUUCUCGGCUGGGACGAUUUGGAUGCAGAGGAUGAAGGCGAUCCAUUGAUGGUGUCGGAAUAUGUGGUCGAUAUCUUUAACUACAUGCAGAUUCUGGAGAACGAGACUAUGCCUGACCCACAGUACAUGGAGACACAAAUGGAACUGGCAUGGAAGAUGAGGAGCGUACUGGUGGAUUGGCUGGCAGAAGUACACAACAAGUUCAAGUUGCUACCAGAAACACUUUUCCUCGCCGUCAAUAUCAUCGAUCGCUUCCUCUCUUCACGCGGUGUCUCGCUGGUGAAGCUUCAGCUGGUGGGCGUGACGGCGCUGUUCAUUGCAGCCAAGUACGAGGAGGUGAUGGCACCGUCGGUCCAGAACUUUAUUUACAUGACGGAUGGCGGAUUCACUGACAAGGAGAUUUUGAAGGCAGAGCGGUACAUGCUUCAGGCUCUGAGCUUUAAGCUGUGCUACCCCAGCCCCAUGAACUUCUUGCGCAGGAUCUCCAAGGCCGACAACUAUGACAUUCACUCGCGCACGGUGGCGAAAUACCUCAUGGAGGUCCCACUGUUGGACCACAUUUUUUUGCCUUACCAACCAUCGCUGAUCUCUGCAGCUGCGCUCUGUCUGGCAAGGAAGAUGAUGGGUCACGAGGACUGGACUGUCAACCUAGCACACUACUCUGGAUACACAGAACCACAACUCCUCACCUGCAUGGAAUUGAUGGUGGAAGUCCUGAAGAAUCUCUCAGAAGAGACCUUCAUCUUCAAGAAGUACUCGACCAAGCGCUUCAUGAAGGCCUCGAUCUUUGUCCGUGAAUGGAUCCAUCAACACCUUCAGGCUCCUGUACACAGCAACUAA
This is a messenger RNA of Linnemannia hyalina, 1608 nucleotides long. NCBI's taxonomy places the organism in Eukaryota, Fungi, Mortierellomycota, Mortierellomycetes, Mortierellales, Mortierellaceae. The record is from the annotation of a GenBank genome assembly.